This is a messenger RNA of Fusarium redolens, 303 nucleotides long. RefSeq names its product ribosomal protein L35A. The transcript is spliced from 3 exons. Gene Ontology annotation, cellular component: cytosolic large ribosomal subunit; ribosome. Gene Ontology annotation, molecular function: structural constituent of ribosome. Lineage: Eukaryota; Fungi; Ascomycota; Sordariomycetes; Hypocreales; Nectriaceae. The annotation marks the transcript as partial. The record is from RefSeq and is a predicted model, not a curated record. Gene Ontology annotation, biological process: ribosomal large subunit biogenesis; cytoplasmic translation.
UGGUUUAGGGGACGUCACCUGAGCUACCAGCGCUCUCGUCACACCACCCGCCCUGCUACCAGCCUGAUCAAGAUUGAGGGUGUUGAUGACACCAACGCCGCCAACUUCUAUCUCGGCAAGAAGGUUGCUUUCGUCUACCGGGGUCAGAAGGAGAUCCGCGGUACCAAGAUCCGCGUGAUCUGGGGCAAGGUCACCCGACCACACGGAAACUCCGGCGUCGUCCGCGCCAAGUUCACCUCUCCCCUUCCCACCAAGUCUUUCGGUGCUUCCGUUCGUGUCAUGCUGUACCCUUCGUCGAUAUAA